CUGUCAGCUCGCGUCCAUCUAUGUUGGUGGUGUAUGUCUCUAUAUCGUAGACCUGCAAUAGCCAUGCAUACGUAUACAGAUUCAUAGAAGUGCGAUUGCCUAGAAGGCAGGAAACGUAGAAAGAAAGGUAUGGAGUCGUCUGCAUUCGCUCGAUCGGUAAUGCGAAACGAAUGAAGCUUGGGGAACUCUUGUCAUCAAGGACUCGGUUUACGGUCACCCAGAUCAGAGCAGUAUCAUGUCUGCCUCGGCGUCAGCCCAAGAGAGAUCUCAAAGAGACGAGAUAUGUAAGCAACGGAAAUUUUUGUCUUUUCUUUUUUACCAAGCUGUGAGAGACCUCAAGCCAGUAUGGAUGCUAGAGGACAUGCGGACAAUGGAGACGUUUUACUGGGAGGAAGAUGCCAGCCAGAGAACAUAUACCCCAUCAGAGGCUUUGCUGUACGCUAUCGUGCAUGACCAUCAGGGUUAUGCACAGUAUUUGCUUAGUCAUUAUUCGGACGAGGCCUUGGCCAUGCCUGGUGAGCGUUUUUGUUGCUGCCCAUCCUCUGCACCGCACUUGGCUAUGGCUGUGAGAUAUGACAGGCGCGACAUACUUGGACUUAUAUUGCAGGUGGCGCACCGACUCCCGAGUUUGCGGUCAUAUAUGAACCGUGGUGGAUGUUUUCAUUUGGAGGACGGCAAAACCCCUCUCCAUUUGGCCUGUGAGCUGUUGCGCUCUGAAGCGGUCAUUUUGUUACUUGGAAAUGGUGCUUCGCCUCAGGCUGAAGACCACAACGGAAUGACGCCCCUUGACGUUAUUUUGGAACAGCUUUGGGAUUCAAAGGUUAAUGCUGUGGCCAAAAAACUGUGUUUGGACAACUUGUUGAUGUUCAUGCCCGAUAUCCGUUUCAAAAUGAAGACAUCUUUAGAGAAGGACCCUAAGCGCUGGUCCAAAUUAAUUGGAGAGGACAAAUUUAACUACCUCGUCGGAAAGAAUCCGGCUCCACUGUUCCUCAUUACUAUGCAAAAGAUCCUCCAGCACUUGCCCCCCGAGCAAUUUCCUAAGAGCCUGGACGAUUUGCCCAUUCCCUCAUCUCUGAAACCUCUCCCCGUUUCUUGCAAACAGCGAGGCAAGUUGAAAGUAUUCUAGCCUGACAUGACUGAUGAGUUUUCCUUGGAUAGGCCUGUUUGUUGUUGUUUAAGCAUGCUAAGUAUAUGUCUGUGUAUGUAGAGCAUGCUUUAACAACGUCCAUGGCGAUGAAUUGCUGUCCGACGCAAAAUACAUUUGAAUGAGGAUCAAACAUUGCAACAGCAACUGUGCAUUCAGUGUGACAUGAAUUGUUAAAUGAUCGAACUAUCAAUAUAUGAAAUGUUUUUAACAAUUUCAGAAGAGACUAUUAUGCAACAAUGGAUAAGACCUUUUUAAUUGUUUUUACUAGGCAUAUGCCGUUUAUGACUUUCUUUACAUCAUCAUACAACUUACCUCAAUCUGGUGUCACAUGCGACUUCAAAGAUCAGGGUCAUUCAACUGCUUUUUAACACAAUAUAAAACAUGUGGUUUUUACAUCAGAAUGUUUUCUUUUACGAGGACCUAUUGUGUUGGUAAACACCAAACAUACUUCAGCUUGUUUAUUGGCUACAUUGGACAUUUGGUGCUAGCCUUUUUGUGGGUUAUUUCUAACAAAACAUUCAUUGGAAUGCGACAACAUCCAUUGGUAUACAUUUUGUUCCAUUUUAAUGCCACUCACCAAGUAAAUGAGCUAUUACACUGUACUGGUUCUCCAUCUUGUUUACUCUAUUUGAUUGCAUGGACAUUUGGAAUUUCUGUCAUUUAAGAUCACUAGGACAGUGGAACAGGUUUCUACAUUGUAACAGACUGAUAAGAACUUAGGCAAACUUGGAACAUGAGAACCUGUUUUUAAAGGCCACACCUGCUGUUUAGAAAACAACAGUGUAAACAUAUUUCCCCUGUGUGCCAGUUUUGUUCUGAACUUUUCUGAGUGCAUCUGUGCUCCUGAAGCGCUAAUAAAAUGAAUACACCAUGUACCAACAUGUUGCUGCUGAAAGAG
Messenger RNA from Sardina pilchardus (European sardine), 2045 nucleotides. RefSeq lists its product as uncharacterized. The transcript has a single exon. The coding region runs from base 236 to 1126 and encodes 296 amino acids. NCBI's taxonomy places the organism in Eukaryota, Metazoa, Chordata, Actinopteri, Clupeiformes, Clupeidae. Gene Ontology annotation, molecular function: protein binding. The record is from RefSeq and is a predicted model, not a curated record.